CCAGGGUUGCGAAAUAGCAGCAGCAGGAGGAGGCCACGAGGGAGCCAGGGCCCAGGGCUGAGUCCCACUGCCCCCAGUCCCUCUCCCCGCGCGCCCGGGAGGCGCCUCCAGGCUGGGCAGCCGCCACCCCGGGGCGGAGGGGAGUGGCCCUGGCGGCCUAUUUCCCCCCAGCGCCGAUCUGCCAGUCCGAGCCCUGCUGGGGAGCGCCUAGCCAGCCCGCCCGCGUCCACGCAGCCCCGUCAGCCCCGGCCGCCGGCGACCAUGCAGCCCCGCCGGGCCUCCGCCCCUCUCCGCGCAGCCCCGCUGCUCGCGCUGCUGCUGAACCUCGCGCUCCGGACCUCCGCGGUGCGGGCAAACCCGGAAGUCUCCGCCUGGCCGCCGGCUGUGGGGCCGCCACGCGGGAUCCUGCAGCGGGCGGCGAGCGCGGCGCUGCACUUCUUCAACUUCCAAACCGGCUCGCCCAGUGCGCUGCGGGUGCUGGCCGCCGUGCAGAAGGGCCGCGCGUGGGUUGACCCUAAAAAAGGAUGUGAAGUGGAUUUGGUGUUUAGCACAGAACGCUACAACCCGGAGGAGGACGGUGAAGAACAUUUGGGCAAAUGUUCCGCUCGGGUGUCUUUUAAGAAUCACAAACCGAGACCAGCCAUUAAAGUAACUUGCACACAGCUCAUUGAGAAAAUGAAGAGCCAACAAGAGGAUUAUGUGCUUUACACGCAAAUGAAGCAAUUAAAGAACCCUUUGGACAUCGUCAGCAUACCUGAUAGUCAUGGACACAUUGAUCCCUCACUGAGACCUAUCUGGGACUUGGCUUUUCUUGGCAGCUCUUAUGUGAUGUGGGAGAAGACAACCCAGUUUUUGAAUUACUACAUGGCCCAGCUCAGCAGUGUGAAGCAGUGGAAAACCAAUGAUGAUGCAAUUGAUUUUGAUUAUACUGUUCUACUUCAUGAAUUCCCAACACAGGAAAUCAUACCCUGUCGCAUUCACUUGGUCUGGUACCCUGGUAAACCACUUAAGGUGAAGUACCAGUGUCAAGAGCUGCAGAGCCCAGAAGCCUCUGGAACUGAGGAAGGAUCAGCUAUGGCACCUACAGAGCUCAGCAAUUUCUAAAAGAAAAAAAACCAAUCUGCUUACAUCAUAUCCCAGGCCAAAUGACUCUACUAGCCUACUAGCACAAGAGCAAAGGUUCCAGGCAUUCUAGUUACUUAAGCGAGCCAGAGACUCCAAGUAAAUGCUCAAAAUCAAAGAGCUGGGUUGUUUCUUAGUUGAUUUUUUGUGUUUAACUGUGAGAGCAUGUAUGUGCCUUAAAUGCUUAAGGCUGAGCAGUCACUGCACAUUCCUGGGGUUUCUGUCCUAAUGUAAAAUCCAGCCGUUUAGUAGAU
This is a messenger RNA of Nannospalax galili (Upper Galilee mountains blind mole rat), 1376 nucleotides long. RefSeq names its product retinoic acid receptor responder 1 (gene Rarres1). Gene Ontology annotation, molecular function: metalloendopeptidase inhibitor activity. NCBI's taxonomy places the organism in Eukaryota, Metazoa, Chordata, Mammalia, Rodentia, Spalacidae. The transcript is spliced from 6 exons. Bases 262 to 1104 code for a protein of 280 amino acids. The record is from RefSeq and is a predicted model, not a curated record.